AGGCCAAGUUCAUGGGGAGCAGCAACGGCGUCCUCAAGCGCGCGGCCAAGGUGCUGCAGCGGAGCUUGUCUUGCUCCAGGAGCGAUCACCUCGGCAGCAGCCUACCGGGUCGAAGCCUGGAACUGCAGGAGGCCGAUGCGGCGGCGGUGCCGCAGGACGUGAAGGAGGGCCAGUUUGCGGUGGUGGCGGUGUGGGACGAACAGCGCCGGAGGUUCGUGGUCUCACUGCGCUGCCUCUCCAACCCGGUGUUCCUGAGGCUGUUGGAGCUGGCGGAGGAGGAGUUCGGCUUCCGGCAUGAGGGCGCCAUCGCCAUCCCCUGCCGGCCCAGCGAGUUAGAGAGAAUUCUUAGAGAGCUACCACAGUGACUGUGACUGAAUCUGUACGAGAACCGUAGCCAUCCAUCUUCCAUGGCUCGGAACUUCAAAUAGUCAUGCCAAUUACUGUAAUCGAUGUGAAUCCUCCA
Musa acuminata AAA Group (dessert banana) is the source of this 463-nucleotide messenger RNA. RefSeq names its product auxin-responsive protein SAUR50-like. The transcript has a single exon. Gene Ontology annotation, biological process: response to auxin. Lineage: Eukaryota; Viridiplantae; Streptophyta; Magnoliopsida; Zingiberales; Musaceae. The coding region runs from base 12 to 365 and encodes 117 amino acids. The record is from RefSeq and is a predicted model, not a curated record.